Messenger RNA from Gavia stellata (red-throated loon), 2076 nucleotides. RefSeq names its product karyopherin subunit alpha 2 (gene KPNA2). Lineage: Eukaryota; Metazoa; Chordata; Aves; Gaviiformes; Gaviidae. Gene Ontology annotation, molecular function: nuclear import signal receptor activity; protein binding. Gene Ontology annotation, biological process: NLS-bearing protein import into nucleus. Bases 68 to 1657 code for a protein of 529 amino acids. The record is from RefSeq and is a predicted model, not a curated record. The transcript has 11 exons. Gene Ontology annotation, cellular component: nucleus; cytoplasm.
GCUUGUGCGCGGAGCCCGCGGUGGAGGCUUGUUUUUUAUCUGUUCCUCUCAAAAUCUAAUAAGCAAGAUGUCUACUAAUGAGAAUGCCAAUGUAGCAGCAGCUCGCUUGAACAGAUUCAAGAACAAAGGAAAGGAUACUACAGAAAUGAGAAGGCGGCGUAUUGAAGUCAAUGUAGAGCUGAGGAAAGCUAAGAAAGAUGACCAGAUGCUUAAAAGAAGAAAUGUUAGCACUUUACCAGAUGAUGCUACUUCUCCCCUUCAGGAAAAUAGGAGCAAUCAGGUUGCAGCACACUGGUCAGUUGAAGAAAUAGUCAAAGGAGUUAAUAGUAACAAUAUGGAGCUUCAGCUGCAGGCUACUCAAGCUGCCAGGAAACUCCUCUCAAGAGAAAAGCAGCCCCCCAUAGACAACAUAAUUCGGGCUGGUUUGAUUCCAAAGUUUGUCUCCUUCUUGGGUAGAGCAGACUGUAGUCCAAUUCAGUUUGAAUCUGCCUGGGCGCUUACCAACAUUGCUUCUGGCACAUCAGAACAAACAAAGGCGGUAGUAGAUGGAGGGGCUAUUCCAGCCUUUAUUUCACUACUGGCCUCUCCCCAUACUCACAUCAGUGAACAGGCUGUGUGGGCAUUAGGAAAUAUUGCAGGGGAUGGUUCUACCUAUAGAGAUCUGGUUAUUAAAUUUGGUGCAAUUGAGCCGCUGCUGAGUCUACUAGCUGUUCCUGAUCUCUCUUCUCUGGCUUCUGGAUAUUUACGCAACGUUACCUGGACCCUCUCAAACUUGUGUCGUAAUAAGAAUCCUGCGCCACCCAUAGAAGCUAUUGAGCAGAUUCUUCCAACCCUUGUUCGGCUCUUGCACCAUGAUGAUCAUGAAGUGUUAGCAGACACGUGCUGGGCACUUUCCUAUCUAACAGAUGGUUCCAAUGACAGGAUAGAAGUUGUAGUGAAAACUGGAUUGGUGCCACAACUAGUGAAACUCCUGGGUUGUAGUGAACUGCCAAUAAUGACUCCUUCAUUAAGAGCCAUAGGAAAUAUUGUCACUGGUACUGAUGAGCAGACGCAGAUUGUUAUUGACUCGGGAGCACUAUCUGUCUUUCCAAGUCUCCUUUCUCAUCAUAAAAACAACAUUCAGAAAGAAGCAGCAUGGACAAUGUCCAACAUCACUGCUGGACGACAGGACCAGAUUCAGCGAGUUGUAGACCAUGGUCUUGUACCUUAUCUCAUUGGUAUUCUGAGGAAGGGGGAUUUCAAAUCUCAAAAGGAAGCUGUGUGGGCUGUGACUAACUACACAAGUGGUGGAACAAUUGACCAGAUCGUGUAUCUCGUUCAGGCUGGUGUUGUCGAACCCCUACUGAAUCUCCUCUCAGCUAAAGACAGCAAAACUGUUUUAGUUAUUCUGGAUGCUAUUUCUAAUAUCUUCUUGGCUGCCGAGAAGAUUAAUGAGACUGAAAAACUUUGCCUCAUGAUUGAGGAGUGUGGAGGACUAGACAAAAUUGAAGCUCUUCAGUCGCAUGAAAAUGAACAAGUGUACAAAGCGUCAUCCACCCUGAUUGAGAAAUAUUUCUCAGCAGAAGAGGAGGAAGACCAAAAUGUUGUACCAGAAUCUACUGCUGCCAGCUACACUUUCCAAAUUCAGGGCAAUGCUCCAGAUACUUUCAACUUCUAGGUCUUGCAUAUGCUGCAACCACCUACAAGUUGUUUGGCACACAAAUGACUGCCACCUCUUUGUCUUAACAGUUCCUCUUGUUUUUUUAACUGUGUUUUUUAUGUGACCUGUAGCACUUUGUUCAACUGAAACAUACUUGAACAGUUCAAAACUGUACAUAUUAUGUGAAUUUCUAACUGUAAACUUCAUUCUUUCUGAGAGAUAAUUGUAAAUACUUGUUCUCUUUCUGGCUCUUACUGUCCCUGUCAGGCCAUACGAAUGCAAGUGGGCAAUACAGGCUUCUCACAAAGCAUGAGCCACUACUCUGCAGACCUCUUCAGAACCUAUCACAUGCUACAUAACCUAUUGCUGUAAUCAAUACACUGAGUAGGCUUUUAAAGAGGAUUUAUGUUUGAAGUUAAAUAAAGUGAUAUCAAUAC